CCAACGCAGAGUUCAUAACCGCCCUUUUACCACCUCCGCUUUCACAACAUAAUACAAACCACCUAACUACAACAAUAACCACGCUAUAAAUUAUUGCACCAAACAAGAAGAUGGCGAAAGGAAAGAAGGGAAAGAAGGCCCACGAUGAUUCGUGGGAAGACGACAUAGAUACCCAGGCCCCUGUCGACCCUAUAGCAGCCGCCGCUGCCACGGAUAGCAAACCCGGAACGGCUCAGCAUGAUGACAUUGGAGGCGGUGGCUUAAUGGCCGCGAUCAAGAAGAACCGGGACAACAAGAAAAAGAAAGGCAAAGCUGUCAAGCCCCUUAACGACGAGGUUACAGAAGACGGCGAUGAUGCUGCUACACCUCCGGUCGACGCCAAGGCUCCUACUGAGGUUAUAGAAAUUGGAGAGGAUGACUUUGGCCCUGUGAAGAAGGGUGGAAAGAAGGGGAAGAACGCUCCCGCAGCGGCCGCACCUGUGGAAAAGACCGAGGAACUAGGAGAGGAUGAGGUCCGGGGUGCAGAUGGGGAGGUCAGGGUUAAGACAAAGAAGGAAAAGGAAAAGGAGAAGAAGGAGAGGGAAAAGCAGCGAAAGAAAGAACAGGCCGCGAGAAAGAAGCAGACUGAACCGACCAAGGCUGAGGAAAAGAAGGAAGAAGUAGCCGCAAAACCGAUGGCCCCGUCGGCUGCUGUGCCGGACCCUGCUGGUGGGAAAAAAAAGAAAAUUCCUGCUGCUUUGGCAGCAUUACAGAAACAGCAGGAGCUAAGGCGAAAACAGGAAGAAGAGGCUGCUAGGAUCGCGGAGGAGGAGAGGAAGCGAGAGGAAGAGGAGGAGCGAAUUCGCCAAGAGGAGGAGCGAGCGAAAGCUGAGGCUAAGGAGAAGAAGAAGGAGAAGGAGAAGGAGCGAAUCGAAAGAUUGAAGAAAGAGGGCAAAUACAUGACCAAGGCUGAAAAGGAGAGACAACGAAUGGCGCAAUUGAGGCUUCAGCAAAUGGUGGAGUCGGGCAUGAAAGUGGAAGGUCUUGAGGGUGGUCCUGCGGUAGAAAAGAAGAAACCGAAGUAUGAAAAGAAGCCUAGAAAGGGGGACGGCGGUAAGUCAAAGGCUGAGGGUGAUGAAGAAAAAAAGAAGGAAGAAGAGCGGCUAGUUAGCGAGAGGAAGGCAAAGGAAGAAGCAGAACGGAGGAAGGAGGCUGAAGAAGCUGCUGCUGCUGCUGCUAAGAAAGAAGAGGAGGAUGUGCCUGACAGCUGGGAAGAGGCAUUUGACCAGGAUGGCAACAUCAAGGAAUCUUGGGACAUGAGCUCUGAGGAGGAAGAGGUUGAGACUUCCAAGAAACCAGCCAAAGAGCCCAAAGCCGCUCCUCCAAAGGAUGGAAAGGGACCUUCAAAGAAGUCGCCUGACGCCGAUGAGGAAGAGGAUAGCGAUAGUAGUGAUGAAGUGCUCGUCGAUGCAUCAGUCGCAAAGCGUCUUGCGGAGCAGAGGAAACAGGAGCAACACGCACGUCGACAAAAACAGAUUGACGAAGCAAAGGCGGCUGCUUCAGUCGAAAAUCUACGCUCUCCUAUCUGCUGUAUUCUCGGUCAUGUUGACACUGGUAAAACCAAGCUUCUGGAUAAGAUUCGGCAAACCAAUGUCCAAGAAGGUGAAGCCGGUGGUAUUACUCAACAGAUUGGUGCUACUUACUUCCCAAUGGACGCUAUUAAGCAGAAGACCGCUGUGGUGAACAAGGAUGGUAAAAUGGAAUUCAAAGUGCCUGGUCUUUUGGUCAUUGAUACACCAGGGCACGAAUCUUUCACUAAUCUUCGGUCAAGAGGCUCUUCGUUGUGCAACAUUGCAAUUCUGGUUGUUGAUAUCAUGCACGGGCUGGAGCCUCAGACUAUCGAGUCCCUCAACCUCCUCCGAGACCGAAAAACGCCCUUCAUUGUGGCGUUGAACAAGAUCGAUCGUUUGUACGACUGGAAAGCCAUCCCUAAUAACGGGUUUCAGGACUCCCUGGCAAAACAGAAGAAAUCCGUUCAGAACGAGUUUAAGGAUCGUCUCGAGAAGACCAUCGUUGCUUUCCAGGAAAAUGGUCUCAAUGCAGCACUUUUUUACGAGAACAAGAACGUGGGCAAAUAUGUCUCCUUUGUGCCAACUUCUGCUCACACGGGAGAGGGCAUUCCGGAUAUGUUGAAGCUUCUUGUUACUCUAACACAGCAACGUAUGGCCGGGAAGUUGAUGUACCUUUCUGAACUUGAGUCCACCGUUUUAGAGGUCAAGGUUAUCGAAGGAUUAGGAACGACAAUCGACGUUAUCCUUUCCAACGGUGUACUGCGGGAGGGUGACCGGAUAGUAAUGUGUGGACUUAACGGACCUAUAUCAACAAAUAUUCGAGCCCUGCUCACCCCACAGCCAUUAAAGGAGCUGCGCAUCAAGUCACAAUAUGUCCACCACAAAGAAGUCAAGGCAGCUUUGGGUGUGAAGAUUGCAGCCAACGACCUAGAACAUGCUAUUGCCGGUUCUCGGCUACUUGUUGUCGGCCCUGACGACGACGAAGAAGAUCUAGAAAUGGAAGUUAUGAGCGAUCUUGAACAACUCUUCAGCAAGGUUUCGAAAUCGGGCGCAGGUGUCGCUGUACAGGCCUCCACCCUAGGAUCGCUAGAAGCCUUGCUUGCGUUCUUGAAGUCCAGCUCAAUCCCCGUCUCUACUAUAUCCAUUGGCCCCGUUUACAAACGUGACGUUAUGCGGGCUGGGACAAUGUUGGAGAAGCAUAAAGAGUAUGCGGUAAUGCUUUGCUUCGACGUUAAGGUCGACAAAGAAGCGCAAGCAUAUGCAGACGAAGUUGGAGUAAAGCUUUUCACAGCGGAGAUUAUUUAUCACUUGUUCGACGCCUUCACAGCAUACAAAAAGGAAAUGUCUGAGCAAAGGAAGCGCGAAUCUGCCGCGAACGCCGUCUUCCCAUGCAUCCUUAACCCUGUUGCCGUCUUCAACAAGAAAGACCCCAUCGUCGUUGGCGUCGAUGUCGUUGAGGGUAGUCUUCGUAUCGGAACGCCCAUCGCGGCAGUAAAGAAGAAUCCUAUAACCGGUGAAAUGGAAACAAUUUCUCUAGGCAGAGUUACAAGCAUCGAACUAAAUCACAAAGCCAUCCCCAUCUGCAAAAGAGGCCAACCAUCUGUAGCCGUCAAGAUUGAGGGACCCAACCAACCCCUGUACGGAAGACAAUUGGAAGAGAAGGACACUCUCUACUCACUGAUUUCCAGAGUCACCAUUGAUACGCUCAAAACUCACUUUAGAGAAGAAGUCCCGAAGGACGAUUGGCAACUUAUCAUCAACCUUAAAAGGAUUUUCAAUGUUGUAUAGGUACACAUUUGUGGGUUACUUUCCUAGAUUUUCGACCCUUUCUUCAUAUAUUUAUUUCUUUAGCGUUUCUAUUGAACUGAGGAGCUGGAAGAGGAGAGCGGCGGCGGUGGUUUUUCAUUCCCCAGUGUGCGGUAGUAACAAAAGUUGUGGCAAUUGCGUCCUUUUUUCUAUCCUCUACUCUUCUAUCUUUUCUCUAUUUCACUCUUUUUCACUCCUCUGUUCACGUUUAGUAUGAUAUACUUGAUUUUUUCCCCUUUGCUUUUCACACUCCCCUUUGCUGAAGGAUGUAAAUACUUGCCCAGUAGUUAGGGUUUGUUGAAAAUUGGAAGUUGGUAUCGCAUCAUA
This is a messenger RNA of Tuber melanosporum (Perigord truffle), 3683 nucleotides long. RefSeq lists its product as uncharacterized. The transcript has 8 exons. Gene Ontology annotation, molecular function: GTPase activity; GTP binding; translation initiation factor activity. The record is from RefSeq and is a predicted model, not a curated record. NCBI's taxonomy places the organism in Eukaryota, Fungi, Ascomycota, Pezizomycetes, Pezizales, Tuberaceae. Bases 111 to 3338 code for a protein of 1075 amino acids.